Molecule: messenger RNA, 1191 nt
Organism: Talaromyces stipitatus ATCC 10500
Lineage: Eukaryota; Fungi; Ascomycota; Eurotiomycetes; Eurotiales; Trichocomaceae
Exons: 2
Coding region: 58-1017 (319 amino acids)
Source: RefSeq, a predicted model, not a curated record
GUUGUCGAUGGCCAUUCCCUUGGUAAAGCCUCACACGAUGUCAGCUUCUCAGCUCAUAUGCUGAUGGGAUUCAGCGCGUCUGACAACUGUUUUCGGAACGUGGUGCAGCUAUUAUUCCCACCUACCGUCUAUCUUCGCAGUACACGAAUCCUUUCUUCGCGUGUUUAUCGGGUUUAUCAUUUAAAUCUGUCAAAUGGGCAUCAACUCGUCCUCCGAGCGUCCCCACCACCAGCUAUACCGCUCCUUCGAAGAGAACGGGCUUCUCUUGAAACAGAAAUGAGAGCCCUCACUAUAUUAGCCCCCAUCAACAGUCCCUGCAUACCAAGGCUAUAUCGACAUAUAUCUCGUGACGCUUCUCCAAGCGUUUCAUUGCUUGUCAGGCAAUACAUAGACGGCAUUCCUCUGGCAGAAAUGCAAGAUCAACUAUCUGCGAAGGAUCUUAAUGACGUUGAUAGACAGCUCGGAUCACUGAUCAAGGCCGUUGGCCAACAGGUAUCGACAGCCUUUGGACCGCUUAGCAAGGUAGCUGCAGGAACGGGGCACCGACAUUGGCGUGAAGCAUUUGUUACACUCUUCGAAGAAGUCCUUCGAGACGCAGAAGACAUGUUCAUCCAUCUUCCAUAUCAUCAGAUACGGAGAGAAGUCUCUCGGUUGUCCGCUGUUCUUGACGAGGUUACCACUCCUAGAUUAGUGGUCAUGAAUCUUGGCCGUCCAUCAGAAGUGCUACUCGAUCCCAGCACGAGGCAAUUGUGUGGACUAUUAGAUUUUGGGAGUGCCUUGUGGGGCGAUAUUAUGUUGGCAGAAAUAUUUGAAUCACCCUCAGACGCCUUGCUCGCAGAGUUCGGGUCGUUUCCGCAAUCCCGCUCUAUCAGAUCUCUGUUAUACUCAUGUUACAGACAUGUCUACAAGAUCACCGAGCUCUACUAUCGGAACAGCAAUAAUGCGAUAGAGAUGGAGGUCCGCCGUAGGUUGACGGACCUUCUACAAACCCUGACAAUGACAGAGUUGCCCUAUUGAUGUGAUGUAUGAAUUCUGGGAGGGGAGUACGUCUCUUUUUGUCUUGUUUGUGCCAUCAAGGUAUGCUUCUCAUAGUAUCAGAAUUUACUGCACUCGACUUUGGUGGUUUAGCUGGUCAUUACACCUAUGAUCACGCCAUAAGCCAUCACAACCAAUAAAAUCUAUAUGGAAUAG